AUGGCCUUCAACAAGAAAUACGCCGGGCUCCCGGAUCUGGACUCCGCCCCAGAUAUCUACGAAACCGAUCCCCCCGACCUAACGGACGGAGCAUCCACCGUCCCCACAACCACAAUCCGCACAGACUCCGACAACGGUGACGCAGCCUCCGACAUCGACCGCGAAGGCGUCAACGCCGACCAAGCGCGUCUGCACUUCGAGGGCGCGGCCGUGGACGCCCGCAAGGCCAAUUUCUCAGAUAGCAUUGCCGAGAAGCGGUCCGCGUACCGGAGUAAGAGUCACAGCCGUCGCCGUCGUCAGAGACGGAGACGCGAGGAUGGCACCGAGGAAGUUGGGGAUCUGAGUGAUAGUGAGGAUGAGGGUGUGGAGAGGAGUUUGGCUAGGCUGAGGAGGGAGGUUGAGGAUCUUAGGAUUGAGAUGGAGAAUCGGCCUGACGCUGCUGCGGAGAAGGCGGAGGGGGGUUCUGCUGCUGGCAAGUCCGGGGAGGAGAAGGAGAAGCUUGGUGAUGGCGUCGCCGAACUGAGCCGUGCCCUCGACCAUCUGUAUGCCUCUUCGCGGGGUGAUCUUGCCUCCUCACAUUCAGCUGCCGCGCUGCUCUCUCAAAAGCUAGCCUCUGAUACCCGUCCCGCUGUUUCUGCAUCCGCAUCCGACUCGCAAUCGCAAUCACAAUCGCAACAACAACCAAAACAAUCUACAAAACCAGGGGAUGCAGCCAUAUCAUCUCCAGCGCCCGCACCCCCCUCUGCAGGGAUACUCUCCCACGCCGCAGCCUUCGACAGCCGCCUAGCCCUCAUCGAGUCCUCGAUGGGAAUCUCCAGCUCCUCGAACCCAUUCAUCGCAGACGGGACCUCCUCGCCAGCCUUGCAACCCGUCCUGCCAGCACUCGAGCAUCUCUCCGCGCGCCUCUCCGCCCUAACGGGCCUCCUAGUCGGCACGAACCCAGGCUCCACCACAGCCCUCAGCGCAGCGCCACCGGGCUCAGGCGCCUCCGCCGUACCGGGACUAACAACGCCACACCUAGAAGCCCUCUCAACCCGCGUCCGCAAACUAACAACAGACGCCGAGGCGCUCGCUUCCGCGCGCCGCCGCGCGAUCGACUCCGCGAAAGCAGCUCAAGCCGCUCGGAUCGCCUCGUCCACCUCGGAAGACGGUCUUGACCCCGCUUCUGCCUCGGCCUUUGGCCCUGUCGACGACGAGCACGCAGCCAAGAUCAACGCUCUCUACGCUACCCUCCCGACCAUCCAGUCUCUGCACCCCUUACUCCCCAGUGUCCUGGAGCGUCUGCGCUCUCUACGCGCGUGCCAUGCCGGCGCGGCGCAGGCGGCUGGUGAGCUGGAUGCGCUGGAGAAGCGACAAGCUGAGAUGGAUGAAGAGAUUAGGCAGUGGCGUGAGGGGUUAGUUGCUGUUGAAGAGAAGAUGGCGCAGGGUGAGGUGGCCCUAAAGGAAAAUGUCGAGACGGUUGAGCCUUGGGUGAGGGAUUUGGAGAAGCGGCUUGCGAAGUUGGGUGGGAUGUAG
Messenger RNA from Penicillium riverlandense, 1515 nucleotides. RefSeq names its product Dynamitin subunit 2. The record is from RefSeq and is a predicted model, not a curated record. The transcript is spliced from 3 exons. Gene Ontology annotation, cellular component: dynactin complex; cytoplasm. Gene Ontology annotation, biological process: mitotic spindle organization. Lineage: Eukaryota; Fungi; Ascomycota; Eurotiomycetes; Eurotiales; Aspergillaceae. The coding region runs from base 1 to 1515 and encodes 504 amino acids.